AUGCAAAUACCCAGAUGGAGAAACGUGUUGAUGCUCAAGAAUUCAUUGGUACCAGCUUCAUCACAAUCCAUGACAACAAAGACUCAUUUGGUUUCAAUUCAUACUACACCUAUUACAUGUCAGAAAUGGAAGAGCAAACGGGGUGAUGAGCUGAAAUGGGAGGAAAGUCAGAGUCUGAGAUUGAGGAGGAAUAAAAAAGAGAUGAAGCUACCUCAAGGUAUGACAUUCACCGGUAGUGAAGUGAUUAAUAGUGGGGAGAGUUACAUGGGAUUAUGGAUGAAAGAGGAUCUCAACAACAAUCUAAGAUAUUCAACACGCCAAAAACGUGCUGAUGCAAAGAAAGCAUUGAAAAACCUUCUGUACAAUAGCGGAGCAUCUAGAAGUUCAUUUGAGGUACAAAAUGUGCAUUUGACAAACUGGACUACUGACUUCAUCAAAUGUUCAGGUAAGCUAAGAAGAGAAAGUUUCUCAGAGGACUUUGGUGAUCCCGAGCCAGUUUUUCAAGCUGCAUUUGGAAGCAGAUGGUAUACGUGGUCUAAUAAUAAGUCUUUCCAAAGUAAACCAUCUGGAUUUGAGUGGAGAGGGUCUCCAAAGGGGAAGAACCAAAGAUACAGAGGAUGGGAUGCUAGUAGUGAAACAGAGUUUGACAAUGCAUUGUAUUCUGUAGGGUCACGUUCAGACAGAACAAUCCUUGGUCUGCCUCCAACCGGUCCUUUAAAGAUUGAAGAUGUUAAGAACGCUUUCCGCUUAUCAGCUUUAAAAUGGCAUCCUGAUAAGCAUCAAGAUGCUUUACAGACUUUGUCAAGUCUUGGUCAACCAGGGUCAUUCUGCAUCUAUAAGCAGGAUAUCCUAUCAUAUAAGGGUCAUUAUACUGGAAAGGCAGUUGCAGAAGAGAAAUUUAAACUUUGUGUUGAUGCAUAUAAAUCGUUAUGCGAUGCGCUUGCAUGA
Dovyalis caffra is the source of this 948-nucleotide messenger RNA. Lineage: Eukaryota; Viridiplantae; Streptophyta; Magnoliopsida; Malpighiales; Salicaceae. The record is from the annotation of a GenBank genome assembly.